Neltuma alba is the source of this 1675-nucleotide messenger RNA. RefSeq names its product amino acid transporter AVT6D. The transcript has 5 exons. NCBI's taxonomy places the organism in Eukaryota, Viridiplantae, Streptophyta, Magnoliopsida, Fabales, Fabaceae. The coding region runs from base 76 to 1368 and encodes 430 amino acids. The record is from RefSeq and is a predicted model, not a curated record. Gene Ontology annotation, molecular function: L-amino acid transmembrane transporter activity. Gene Ontology annotation, cellular component: membrane. Gene Ontology annotation, biological process: amino acid transmembrane transport.
UUUCCAUUUUUCUUUCUCCGGACCGCACGAAAUCACUUCUUGCCCAGAAAAGCGCCCAAUAAGUUCGCGGCACGCAUGGCGCCGGCGGCCGGGGUAAACGUCCCCCUACUGCCGGAAGGGAAGGGAGCUGCCAAACCAGCAUCGGUCACCGGCGCUGUGUUCAACGUCGCUACCACCAUAGUAGGCGCUGGAAUCAUGUCCAUUCCGGCGACUGUAAAGGUUGUGGGUGUUAUUCCGGCUUUCUUAAUGAUUUUGAUAAUUGCUAUGCUUGCUGAGGUGUCUGUGGAUUUUCUAUUGCGCUUUACUCAUUCCGGUGAGACGACAACAUACUCAGGCGUGAUGAAGGAGGCAUUCGGGCCAGCGGGCGCAGCAGCCACGCAAAUUCUUGUCAUAAUUACCAAUUAUGGAGCCUUAAUUAUGUACCUGAUUAUUAUUGGGGAUGUGCUCUGUGGAAAAGGUGAGGCGCACCUGGGCAUUUUGCAACAGUGGUUUGGAAUUCACUGGUGGAACUGUCGGGAACUUGCUCUGCUUGUCACCUUAGUCUGUGUUAUGCUUCCACUGGUCUUGUUCAGACGAGUAGAGCCUUUAAAGUUCAGUUCUGCAAUAUCUACUCUUCUAGCGGUGGCGUUCGUUGGUAUAUGUUCUGGGAUGGCAGUAGCUGCUCUCUUCGCAGGCAAAACACAUAUUCCAAGACUCAUUCCACACUUGGACCAGCAGAUCACUUUCUUUGAUCUGUUUACAGCUGUUCCCGUCAUAGUCACAGCUUUUACAUUUCAUUUUAAUGUACAUCCGAUUGCUUUUGAGCUUGCAAAGCCAUCUGACAUGAUGACAGCAGUUCGAAUAGCGAUAGUGCUUUGCGCAGUCAUCUACUUCUCAGUUGGCCUAUUUGGGUACCUCUUAUUUGGGGAUUCAAUCAAGUCAGACAUUCUUAUCAAUUUCGAUCAGAAUGCCGAGUCCACAGUCGGUUCGAUGCUCAAUAAUGUGGUCCGGCUAAGCUAUGCGUUUCACAUUAUGCUAGUGUUCCCUCUCCUGAAUUUCUCAUUGAGAACCAACAUAGAUGAGCUCCUCUUCCCCAAGAUGUCUCAGCUAGCUACUGACAACAAGAGAUUUAUGGCCAUCACUCUGGUGUUGCUGGUCUCCAGCUAUCUUGCUGCUAUAGCAAUCCCAGAUAUUUGGUUCUUCUUUCAGUUCAUGGGAUCUACAUCUGCGUUAUGCCUCGCCUUUAUUUUCCCCGGUGCUAUUGCCCUGAGGGAUGUCCAAGGUAUAUCGACAAGAGGGGACAAAAUCAUCGCACUGAUAAUGAUUAUCCUGGCCGCAGUGACUAGUGCGGUUGCCAUUUCCACCAACGUAUAUAAUUCCCUUCACUAGCAAGUGAUAAGCUGUAUAUUCGAUGUUUUCUCUCUUUCCUAUUUACUGAAGCUUAUUCACCAAAAUGGAAGGGCGAAAACACGUGUUUGGUAGUUGGGGGUGGUUGUUUGGUUGUUUAUGGUUUGUUGAAGAAUUGAACGUACGUUCUAGAAUAAUUAAAAUUUGAGUAUUACAACCAUGUAGAGUAUCACACGUCGAAUGUAGAUCGAUGUGGACCAAGCCGACUAGGACUUCAAGUUGACUAAUGCCGGGGUGAAAGCGUGUAAAUGAUGGAUCCCGUAAUCUUUGAAUAGUGUAAUUUUGCUGU